Molecule: messenger RNA, 454 nt
Organism: Alosa sapidissima (American shad)
Lineage: Eukaryota; Metazoa; Chordata; Actinopteri; Clupeiformes; Clupeidae
Product: cardiac phospholamban-like
Exons: 1
Coding region: 1-159 (52 amino acids)
Biological process (GO): negative regulation of ATPase-coupled calcium transmembrane transporter activity; negative regulation of calcium ion import into sarcoplasmic reticulum; negative regulation of heart rate
Cellular component (GO): membrane; sarcoplasmic reticulum
Molecular function (GO): ATPase inhibitor activity
Source: RefSeq, a predicted model, not a curated record
AUGGAGAGAGUGCAGCACAUGACGCGCUCUGCAAUCCGCAGGGCGUCCAACAUCGAGAUCAACCCACAGACCAAGCGCAACCUCCAGGAGCUGUUUGUCAACUUCUCCCUCAUCCUCAUCUGCCUACUGCUCAUAUACAUUAUCGUGCUGCUCAUGUGACGCCGCGUUGUCAUGGUGACACGUGCGCUUCCAGGUCAAAUGAAAACAUCAAGGCAGGGCAUCGUUUGGAACGGAGGCAAAACAUGCAGCGAGUGUCUGUGUGUGUGUGAGAGCUUGGUGGGAAGGGAGGAGAGAGGGGGGUGGGGGGUUGUCUGACCUAGCAACAGAGAAUUUGAAGUUGAGAUUUUUUUUUUCAUCAGGGAUAGAGAACACUGAUAAUUCACCAUGAAAUUUGCUUCACUGAGAGAUAGUUAAUGAAAAAAUGCACAUUGUCUGAAAUAAAUGACGUGGGGUG